This is a messenger RNA of Corylus avellana, 2670 nucleotides long. RefSeq names its product protein NUCLEAR FUSION DEFECTIVE 4. Gene Ontology annotation, cellular component: membrane. NCBI's taxonomy places the organism in Eukaryota, Viridiplantae, Streptophyta, Magnoliopsida, Fagales, Betulaceae. The record is from RefSeq and is a predicted model, not a curated record.
UUGAAUCAACCGACAAGAAAUGGAUCAGCUCGACACCAAAUGGGUCUCCACCGUAGCCAGCAUAUGGAUUCAGUGCACCAGCGGCUCCCUCUACACCUUCUCCAUCUACUCCUCGGCGCUCAAAUCAAGCCAGGGCUACGACCAAACCACGCUCGACACCGUGUCCGUCUUCAAGGACAUCGGGGCCAAUGUCGGCAUCCUCGCCGGUCUCCUCUACUCCGCCGCCGCAGGGGAUCGGCGCCGCCGUUCUGGGCCUUGGGUGGUCCUCCUGGCGGGCGCUGCCCAGAGCUUCCUGGGCUUCUUCCUCAUGUGGGCCUCCGUCGUCGGACUGAUACCCCGACCGCCAGUUCCGGCCAUGUGCUUCUUCAUGUUGGUUGCGGCCCACGCCUCGCCCUUCUUUAACACUUGCAAUGUGGUCACUGGUGUACGCAACUUUCCUAAUUACAGUGGCACUAUAGUUGGAAUUAUGAAGGGUUUUCUUGGUUUGAGUGGAGCCAUUUUAGUUCAGGUAUAUGAGACAAUAUUCAACAACGAGCCUACAUCCUAUCUUCUGAUGCUGGCUCUUUUGCCUACUAUCAAUACUUUGUUGCUCAUGUGGUUUGUGAGAAUUCACGACACAAAUGUAGGGCAUGAAAAGAAGAACCUGGAUUGUUUCUCGUUGAUUGCUCUGGUUGUCGCUGCUUAUCUUAUGGUUGUUAUAAUAUUAGAGAACGUUCUUACUUUUCAAUUGUGGGUACGUGUCGUCACAUUUGUCCUGCUCAUGCUGUUGCUUGCCUCACCUUUUUGCAUAGCAAUUAGAGCCCAUGAAAGGGAUUCUGAUAGGGAGAGGGAGCAACUAAUGGAUGAUCCCAACCAACUGGAUGCUGAGCAGAUACAUGUGAGACAUGAUUCUGCUGGGUAUCACCAUUUGCCCAGCAGUACUGAUCAAGAGAUGGAUAGCAAGGAUAAUAGGACUUUGCAAGCAGAAGAAAAUGUGAAUCUGUUGCAAGCCAUGCACACCAUAGACUUCUGGCUUUUGUUUCUUGCCAUGGCAUGUGGUAUGGGCUCAGGACUUGCCACAGUGAAUAACAUCUCCCAGAUAGGAGGAUCUCUUGGUUAUACCAGGUUCGAGAUAAGUACUUUGGUCUCUUUGUGGAGCAUCUGGAAUUUUCUUGGCCGUUUUGGAGCUGGCUAUGUAUCAGAUUAUUUCCUACACGCGAGAGGAUGGGCAAGGCCGUUGUUCAUGGUCAUCACUCAAGCAACCAUGAGCAUUGGUCAUGUGGUGAUUGCUUCUGGUUUGCCUGGUGCUCUGUAUGCUGGUUCAGUAUUGAUUGGUGUUUGUUAUGGUUCACAAUGGUCCUUAAUGCCUACAAUCACUUCCGAGAUAUUUGGUGUGGUACAUAUGGGUACCAUAUUCAAUACAAUUACCAUAGCAAGUCCUGUUGGAUCUUAUAUAUUUUCUGUGAGUGUUAUUGGGUAUAUUUAUGACAAGGAAGCAUCAGCAGAAGGCCACACAUGCACUGGAACUCACUGCUUCGUGCUAUCUUUUGUUAUCAUGGCAUCUGCUACCCUUUUGGGGUCUCUUGCUGCCAUGGGGUUGUACUUUCGGACCAAAAGUUUCUAUAUUCAGGUUAUACACAGAAGACUGCUAAAUUCUCUGAGGGAGUGAAGUGUUGAGACUGCCAAUUACUGUGACGGUCUCAUGAAGGUUUUUCUGUUCAGUGAGGUAAAUGCCGAAAUGCUCUCUCUCGAGCUGCUUCUUACGACAUAUGUUUAUCACUGUCUUCUCUAUUUGUCUGUGUGUGAAAGCUUACCUACACUAUCUAGGGAGAAGAGGAAGUCAACUCUGUCAUUUUCAUCUUUGUUGAAAUGUAUAUUCAUAGUGAAAUAUCCUAUCUGAAUGCUAGGAUCAGCUCUGGGCAAAAAAGCAUUUCAUAGGAGGGCUUCAUAGGUAGAAGUGAAAAUAGAUCAAAGAAUACUCCUCUUUCUUUGCAGGUCAACAGAAACUUUGAGGGAACUCAUUAAUUAGGUCAAUGGGAUUUUGGGAUUUAGUGAUAUACCACAAGGGAAGCAAGGGGUUUUCCAGAUGGUAAAUCCCUUAUUCUUAAAAUUGAGGCCAUCUCUAGGUUUAUAUGAUAGUCUUUCAAUAAAAAAUCAACCUAACAUGAAUCCCCAAAACAACAAAGGAGAGAUGAUUUAUAAAACGAUACCUUGUAAAUCUAGAAUUACAACCGAGUUUGCCGUCCUCCAACUGAGCGUGUCUCUGGGCUCGUAGAUGAAAUUUCAGAACUCACAUUGGUUGAAGUUGCCGAGUUGGAAAACAACUUAUGAGAAAAACAGGAUAGAAACCACCCAGCAUGUGAAACAUGAUGAAUGCACUGAUUGUUUGGGUCAUGAUGAAGGCAUCAAAAGAAGCCAAGGGGGUGAAGAAACCAGGCGAGUCUGUUCUUUUAUAAAUCUAGUAUUGUUUAUUUGUUUCGCUUGGUACUCAUUUUUUCAUGCUUCCCAAAUUGCUUAAAUAAUAUAUAGUUUCUAAGAUUGAAUGUAAAGCUACAUUUUUUAUGUUUCUGAUUUGUGCAUACCCCAUUAUUUACCUGUUAUCAUGCUCGCGUUUUGCUUCUUCAAAAAGUGAAGGAAAGACUGAAGGGCUACUGAGAACCAAAAGGUUGAAGGGUUAUAUGCAAAUUAGUG